This is a messenger RNA of Schizosaccharomyces octosporus yFS286, 920 nucleotides long. Its product is annotated as plasma membrane proteolipid Pmp3. NCBI's taxonomy places the organism in Eukaryota, Fungi, Ascomycota, Schizosaccharomycetes, Schizosaccharomycetales, Schizosaccharomycetaceae. The transcript has 2 exons. The coding region runs from base 134 to 307 and encodes 57 amino acids. Gene Ontology annotation, cellular component: membrane. The record is from RefSeq and is a predicted model, not a curated record.
UUAUAUAUAGGUUGGUUUUCUACGAUACUUGCUCUUACUACAUUUGUUGAUUUAUUGCAGAAAAAUAAGGAUUUCCUUUAUUAUAAAACACAUUUUCUUUUCCGAAGUUUCUUAAAAGUUUUCAGAAUUCACUAUGGCUGUUACUGGUAGCGACAUUUUCAAGAUCAUCUUUGCUAUUAUCCUUCCUCCCUUGGGUGUUUUCCUCGAACGUGGUUGUGGUGCUGAUAUUAUUAUCAACAUUCUUCUUUGCUGUCUUGGUUAUGUACCUGGAAUCAUCCACGCACUUUAUAUUAUUCUGAAGUAUUAAAAGCCCACAUGAAUUUCGCUACCCUUUCUAUCAAUAAGAAAACCCCCCAAUCAUAUACUUUCCACUGUUGAUACGUUUUCAUGAUCUCCGGUUUCUGUCUAUGUGUAUACUUUGUUUCUUAAACUAGGGCAAUCUAUGUCUCGAUCUUCUAUUUGAACUAACGUUUGGUCCAUCUUCUUGUAAGCUAGGUUAUUUUGCUUGGCUUUGCUUGGCUUGGUUUACAAGUGGAUAUUUGAGACAUUUGCUUUCCCCAUACUUUUUUAUUUCUUCUUUUUAUCUUUAUAUCUCGUUGCUUAUGGAUCUUGUUGACUUCUUCUUUAUUUCAAUGCUUUGUUUUUUACGAGAAGUCAAUUGUUUCAUUGUUCUCUCUUUCUGCAAUUUGGACAAUCCUGAGUUUUUUAACAGUCACUUGUUUUCUCUUGUUUUGCAUAUUAUUUUUAUGCCUGGCUUGAUAAUUACGUAGUGUACACAAACUCAAGGAGAAUUCCGGUGUCAAAACUUGAAUGACAAUAAAAAGUUACAAUGGAAAAAACUAUGCUAGUAACCUUUGUAAGUUCUUUCAUAAAUUCUCCUUUUGUAUUCAAAUCUUUACUAAAAAAAUUGUAAAACCACG